UGUUCCUCUCAACUCCCUUCCCUCCACCGGCUCUGUCAUUCUGUCCUCCAUUACCGCCACCUCCUAGUUUCUCGCGCCUCGCCGUCGGCGAGCGGCGCCACCGUCGGCGUAGAGCCAGGCCCGAGGCCAUUCCUCCCUCGCAGGGAGGCGUCGCCGUUGCCCCGCCCUCUGGGCUAGCGCGGCGUGGAGGGGACAACUGGAGAUCCGCCUGUCUCUGCUUGGAUUGCUUUUUCCUCCUCUCGCCGCUUCAAUGUGGCAGUGCAUGAUUCAAAAAGCUUUGCAAGCAGAGAGUUGCUGAAUUGAAGAGGGAAUUGCAUAAGUCAGAAAGUUCUAUUGGACAGAACUACCCUACUGCUGCGUGAAGACGAUGGAGUGGCCACCACCGUCGACGUCACCAUCGCCGUCGCUGGUGGUGCGCAGCCCCAGGCAAACAGUCAGCCUGAUCCGCAACCGGCGACCCCAUCGUGACUGGGCCCCCUCAUCGAGGUCUCCCUCUUUCGCCGCCCGUGACCAUGGCCCCAAGCCUUCGGAGGUGUACGGCUUCGUUGGAUCCAUCACCACCGUCAUUGCCACCGCCGUGUACCUCGCCUGGGCAUACACGCCCGAGCCCGUCCUCCAGUCACUCGGCAUCACCUACUACCCUAGCAAGUACUGGGCACUGGCGGUGCCAUCGUUCGUGGUUGUGACCGUGGUGCUGUCCAUGGGCAUCUACAUGGGCCUCAACUUCGCUGCCACUCCUCCUCCGACUUCCUUCAGUACUAUCUUCGAUGAAAAGAGUAGGGAGCACACAGCCUUUUCUUCUGCAACUGAGGAUGAGAGGCCCAUUGAACCCAUCUCAGACAUCGGUAUUGAUCGGAUCAACAGUCUUAUGUUUGGUGAUAGAUGAUUUCCCCCGGUGGAAUAUGAGUUUACCAUGGAGCGCCGGAUUGGAAAUAGAUGCAAACGCGAAGGAAGAUUUCCAUGUCAGCUGAACUUUGUUGCCUGCAUAUGCUAUUGAGAGGCCCGUCGAACCCGUUUUCAGACGGUAGUAUUGAUCAGAUCAGGAAUCUUAUACUUGGCGGUGAUAGACGAUUACUCAAAAAUGGAGUGUGAGUUUACAACAGAGUGCCAGAUUGGAAGGCGUGAAGAAAUAAUCCACAUUGUUAAGUGAACUUUCAUAUUACCUUCAAGCAUAACCGACAAAGGAAUUCGAUCCUUGAGCUUUUCGUUUCACGUGAAGGGACGCCCUGUAACUGGAUUUUUUUUGUGUUGUGUAGUAAUGUGAUGUGUACUGUGGUAAACUCACUGCGGCUGUGCCUAGGUAUUUAUUUGUGUUGUGUAGUAAUGUGAUGUGCACAGGGCUGUUCCUGACUUUUGAGGGGCCCGGGACAAGAUUAUAAAUAGAGGCUCCAACACCAUAAAAACUA
Messenger RNA from Zea mays, 1406 nucleotides. RefSeq names its product phosphatidylinositol N-acetylglucosaminyltransferase subunit P-like. The record is from RefSeq and is a predicted model, not a curated record. Bases 368 to 886 code for a protein of 172 amino acids. The transcript has 5 exons. NCBI's taxonomy places the organism in Eukaryota, Viridiplantae, Streptophyta, Magnoliopsida, Poales, Poaceae.